CGAGCUUGCAAGCGCCUUAUUAGCAGAGGAGCGUCAUACGAAACAUUUAUUCAUAAUUCUGAGCCGCCCUCAAAGUCUGGGCGCAAAACAUUGAAACUGGACCCAGCUGAGACUUGUCACCGCCUAUCCGUCGCCCGUCAGCUUGGGUCCGGACGAUAUUCUCUUCCGAAUCUUUAAACCCGCAAGCCACUGCGUGACUUUCCCACAUCAGCAGCGCGGCCUGACCUGAUCCUUGACUCCAUCAACAUCUUCUGCGGAUUACUUUCGACGACAGCGUGGACCCUCAGCGACCAUGGCGGGGCUUUUCAGAAGAGUGUACGACUGGCUGUUACGGACCUUCUGGUGAGUUUGACUGCCAUGCAUUCCCCCCCGCGUCACCGAGCUGCGGGGCACUACCGGGCCGCAUCUCAUCGGCAGCACAUCGCUGCGACGCGCUCUGGGGUUUCGUGGUGCUGAUUCGAUGCAGGGCGACCGAAUUAGAUGUGACCAUGAUCGGACUGCAGAAUGCUGGCAAAACCUCUCUUCUCCGCGUCCUCUCGGUGAGUAAAAGAGCUCAAGUAGCUCGAUGCCGACGUGGACUGCAAGCACUGACGUCGUUUCAUUGAACAGGGAGGAGAGUUCGCGAUCGAGUAAGCAACCAUUUCUUCACAAUCUCCCACCCCGUUUGCUGAAUUCGACCGUCCCCACCAUCUUGAUUCCCGUGGCCCCGGCUGACCUCCUCUUGCAGCUCCAUACCCACCGUCGGAUUCAAUAUGAAGCGGGUGCAACGGGGGCAUGUGACACUCAAGUGCUGGGAUUUGGGUGGUCAACCCCGCUUCCGGCCCAUGUGGGAGAGGUAUUGUCGCAACGUUAACGCCAUCGUCUUCAUUGUCGAUAUCGCCGACCUAGACCUGCUUCCCGUGGCUCGCGACGAGUUACACUCGCUAAUGAGCCAACCAACCCUCGAGGGCAUCCCACUCCUCGUGCUCGGCAACAAGUCGGAUCUACCUAACAAGUUGUCCGUCGAUGAGUUGAUUGACGCCAUGGACCUCAAGAACGUCGCCCACCGUGAGGUCUCGUGCUAUGGCAUCUCGGCCAAGGAGGAGACCAACCUUGAGGCCGUCUUGCAAUGGCUGAUGAGGUUUGCCAACCGAUGAGCUCUGUUGUUGAGGCCUGUGAGCUUGUCGUUGCUUCUUGUUUUGGAUACCCAACUUUCGGCGGGAUUCGGUUCGCGUGGUGCUUCGGUCUCUCGGCAGUUUGGGUCUGGUGUCUCCUGGUUUCGCAUUUCUCUUUUCCCCUUUGCUCUUUCCGUGUCGUCACAGCAGCUUUUCGGGCAAAGACAUUUGAUUAUCGGCCGGCGACGACCAAAGUUUCUUCUCUCAACACCGGUUCCCUCUCAUUCUCGUCUUGACGGCGUUGGAACUCCUUGCUGUGGUCAGGUCUCAAAAUUAGGGAUCCGGCAGGCCCCAAAGACUGUCUCCUCGAGCGCGCUCGAGGCAAAGACGCAAAGGCUUCUGGCGCAGACGAGCUCAGUCAGGUGCCGCAACGCCGCGCUUGGUUGGCAGCAGCUGCAAUGGCGCUUGCCACUUGCAGCGGUGAGGGAGGAAAUGGAUGAAAACAUUUCC
Thermothelomyces thermophilus ATCC 42464 is the source of this 1604-nucleotide messenger RNA. RefSeq lists its product as uncharacterized. Gene Ontology annotation, biological process: protein transport. Lineage: Eukaryota; Fungi; Ascomycota; Sordariomycetes; Sordariales; Chaetomiaceae. The transcript has a single exon. Gene Ontology annotation, cellular component: lysosomal membrane. The record is from RefSeq and is a predicted model, not a curated record. Bases 753 to 1136 code for a protein of 127 amino acids. Gene Ontology annotation, molecular function: GTP binding; GTPase activity.